AUGCCGGACUGCGCAACAGAGGCACGAUUAGGAAGGGUCACAAGCCAGGGCACCCGCUGCGGGGCACGCAAGCUCUACACGGGUCCGAGCGUCCGCCGCCUCCCCCCGCCGCGCUCGCGCGCGGAGCCGGAAGUCGCGUCACUCACGGGAGGAAGUGUGGCGAGGAGCCGGAAGUUGGCUGCCGGCAGCGGUGGGGGCGCGGGGAAAGGUUUAUAUACGGUGUACGUGUUGAGUAACUCCGCCUAUCUUCCCGCUUCAGGACGGAGAGAGGCCGCGCCGGGAGUCCAGCGGGACCGGGACGGUCCCGGGGCGGUGGGCACUGCGAGGCGCAAGAAGAGGGGACGGGAACUCAUGAGGAACAAGGCCACGAUCAAGGGCAGAGUCGUGAAGUCGGCGAUAGAGGAGUAUCAUAAGAAGAAGGCUGUGGAUCACAUGAGAGAAAACCUGAAGUACAUGUUAAAAGGACGAAUUGUUGCAAAGAGAGCCAUCACAGAACAAGUUCUUGCCCAGAACAGAGGCAGGAAGUCCAAAGAUCAGCCUCCAAAGAAGGCAGCAAAGAAGAAGCCUGAGGGCACCGUCUUUACUGAGGAAGAUUUCCGUAAAUUUGAGAGAGAAUACUUUGGGAGGCCAUAAACAAGGUGACAGGGAUUCUUGUAGCUCCAGUCUUUGUGCAGCUGGACUGGCCAUUUCCCUAGUGUCCUUGGAGAUGUGCCUCUGUCAGCAGGUGCUUUGACAUCCCACUUGCGAGCAGCUCGAUGUCUGUGCAGAACUUGCUACUGGCCGGCUAGAGCCAUGGAGGUUCUCUUGGCUCUGAGAUGUGUUAUGAGUACCUCCCUCCAGCCAACAUCUUGCAUCCUUACUGUGUAAGGGUGAACCAAACCACAUAUAGACCUUGUUCUCCAUUCUCGGGUUGUAAGGCUUCUGCUGCUGGUGUUACUUGGCUGGGAGCAUUUAAAGUACUGCGUCUGAAUGGAGGAAUGUUUUGGACUAGCAGUAAUGAAUUACUGGAAGGGAAGCAUGCCUCAAAGAUUGUUAAACCUGAGUAGCCCUACAGGUUCUUAUUACAGCCUCUGUCAGGUUUGUCAGUAAUUGCAAAAAUGUUUUUAUAUAUUGUUUGAUUAAAUAAUUG
Molecule: messenger RNA, 1129 nt
Organism: Dryobates pubescens (Downy woodpecker)
Lineage: Eukaryota; Metazoa; Chordata; Aves; Piciformes; Picidae
Gene: RPS19BP1
Product: ribosomal protein S19 binding protein 1
Exons: 5
Coding region: 1-633 (210 amino acids)
Cellular component (GO): nucleolus
Molecular function (GO): enzyme binding
Source: RefSeq, a predicted model, not a curated record